UAAUUGAUCCUGCUGAGAGACAAAACAUUGAAUCCAGACGAAACGACGUCGCAUCAAGCAGCUUGUACGCCUAUCUAGACCGUCGCCGGUGGCCGUAAUUUUGGGGGUAAAACGUCACCGUAUUGUGGCCGGGGGGGAGAAAAUUGGGGAUGGGGUUCUUGAUAACAACCCUCAUCUUCGUGGUGGUUGGGAUUAUUGCAUCCCUUUGCGCCAGAAUCUGCUUCAACAGAGGACCUUCUGCUAAUUUGUUACACCUUACUUUGAUUAUUACUGCAACGGUAUGCUGUUGGAUGAUGUGGGCAAUAGUGUAUUUAGCGCAGAUGAAUCCGCUAAUUGUUCCGAUUUUGAACGAUGCAGAGUGAUAUGUUUUGGUUUACGAGAAAGCAUGUGCGUUCGUUCCCACUUCGGAGGCUAAAUUAUUGUUUGUGAAUCGAAAAAUUGGAGAGUGAUUUAUAUUACUUGCGUGUUUUAUAAUGUGCUCUAUCACCUUUCCUGUAAAAAGUUUCUUGUUAUGAUAUUUUAUGUUUUAUUUUU
Erythranthe guttata (spotted monkey flower) is the source of this 534-nucleotide messenger RNA. RefSeq names its product V-type proton ATPase subunit e1. Lineage: Eukaryota; Viridiplantae; Streptophyta; Magnoliopsida; Lamiales; Phrymaceae. Gene Ontology annotation, biological process: proton transmembrane transport. The record is from RefSeq and is a predicted model, not a curated record. Gene Ontology annotation, molecular function: proton-transporting ATPase activity, rotational mechanism. Gene Ontology annotation, cellular component: proton-transporting V-type ATPase, V0 domain.